Molecule: messenger RNA, 990 nt
Organism: Arxiozyma heterogenica
Lineage: Eukaryota; Fungi; Ascomycota; Saccharomycetes; Saccharomycetales; Saccharomycetaceae
Exons: 1
Coding region: 1-990 (329 amino acids)
Molecular function (GO): zinc ion binding; glutaminyl-peptide cyclotransferase activity
Source: RefSeq, a predicted model, not a curated record
AUGUUUAUUUUUUUAAUAACCUUUUGUGUUGGGUUAAGAAACAAAUAUGAAAUAAAUGAGAACAACAUGAAAUAUUACGAUGAAACAUUAUGUGUGGAGCUUUCUUUAACAGACAAUAAUGAGGAUAAUCUGUUAUUACCGUUUAAUACGACAAGGGUUCCAGGGAGUGAGGAAUCAAUGUUAAUCCAGAAUUUCAUUCAAGAUUUUUAUCGGAAGAAAAUGGUAAACAAAGAUUCAGAGGGCUUGGAUCUUUAUAUUGAUCAGUUUUCUGAAAAUGGACAUAUGUUUACUAAUAUUGUUUAUACAUUGAAUGCGUAUGCAGAGCGAUUUAUUGUUCUUGCAGCCCAUUAUGAUAGUAAGGUGUUACCGGAGGGAUUUGUUGGAGGGAUGGAUAGUGCUGUUCCAUGUGCGAUACUUAUGUAUGCGUCAAAAUUUGUUGAUCGAUUAUAUUCCACAGAUAAAUUAAAUAUAAGACGGGAUAUGGGGAUAAAGAUGAUAUUUUUUGAUGGAGAAGAAGCAUUUGGGGAAUGGUCCAGCAGCGAUUCCCUAUAUGGAUCACGCCAUCUUGCCAAAAAAUGGACAGAGAUCGGACUUAUAAAUAAAAUAGAGACAUUUGUUCUGUUGGAUCUCAUAGGUAGUAAAGGUAAUCAAAGUAUUCCAAGUUAUUAUAGAAAGAGUCAUAGACAUUAUAGAUUACUAAGUGAUAUUGAGGACGCAUAUUUAAGAUCUGCGUAUGGGAUUGAGACCAAAUUGCAUAAAGAAUUGGAUAUAAACGAUAGAGGGUUUCUACAUAUGAAUCAGAUUAUUAUUGAUGAUGAUCAUUCGCCAUUUUGGCACCAAGGAGUAUCUACGUUGCAUUUAAUACCUAAUCCAUUUCCAAGCAAUUGGCAUACUUUAGACGAUGAUUUUGAACAUCUGGAUCAAGGAAGUAUUAAUAAGUGGGCCAUUAUGGUAUGUGAAUACUUGUAUGCCAAUUUAAUUCUUUCCUGA